This is a messenger RNA of Tachysurus fulvidraco (yellow catfish), 1359 nucleotides long. Its product is annotated as CD276 antigen homolog. Lineage: Eukaryota; Metazoa; Chordata; Actinopteri; Siluriformes; Bagridae. Gene Ontology annotation, biological process: T cell costimulation; cellular response to lipopolysaccharide; negative regulation of T cell proliferation. Gene Ontology annotation, cellular component: external side of plasma membrane. The record is from RefSeq and is a predicted model, not a curated record. The coding region runs from base 68 to 1312 and encodes 414 amino acids. The transcript is spliced from 9 exons.
AGGGGGCAUACAGGUACAUGUUACCCAAGUGAAAGAGAAAGGUGUUUGUGUUGUUUUCUUCACAGACAUGGGGACUGUUCUGAAAAUGUACUUUUAUUUGUUGCUGAUAGUUUUCAUCUGUGACGGGUUCAAUGUCCACGGCCCACCUGGUCCUCUCAUUGUUCGGCUUGGAGACUCAGUGAUGCUGCCCUGCUUUGUGGAAACUCCUCUUCCAUUGGAAGAUCUUGAAGUGGAAUGGAAAAGAAAUGACAGUGAAACUCUUGUGCACUUGUGGCAGGAUGGAGAGAGUCGACCAGAGUCUCAGAACCAGCAUUAUCAUGAAAGAGCUAAUUUCUUCACAGAGGAGAUCGCUCAUGGAAACUUCUCCCUCCUGCUUACAGAUGUGACCAGUAAAGAUGCAGGAGUUUAUAAGUGUGCUGUUUACACAAAGCUGGAUUCUGGAGAAACUCUGAUUGAAAUAAAGGAGUUUGAGCGCUUGAUCGUCUCUGGAGCCCACAUUAUAUCUGCAUAUGCAGGUGAAGAUAUCACUCUGAAUUGCUCUGUAGACUCUCAUAUCACACCAGAAGAUGUGUCAUGGAAGAAAACUGAUGAAGAUAUCUUAGUGCUGCUCUAUCAGGAGGGUGAGAUCCUGACAGACUCGACCGGUGAGAGAUACGUGGACAGAGUAGAUUUCUUCAGUGCUGAAGAACGAAACAAAGGAAACUUUUCUUUGAGACUGAAGAAUGUCCGAACAGAAGACAAAGGGCUGUAUAUGUGUUUAGUGUUCUCUGGUGUAUUAUCAGCUAACACAACUGUGGAGAUACAGCAGCUGAGUCUUUCCUUUCUGCAUAUUGCAAUUUUAAUUUUGUGUAUUCUUGGAGUUGUAAUCGGAUCACUUAUACUAGGCUCCCUAUCUUACACAUCUUAUAAAAAGGAAGAGGACAGCAGCGGAAGAGCCCUAGCUAUACAGUGUGCACAUGUCCUUUGUCCUAACAUUAUUAUGACCAUUGUCUUCAUCCUCUGGGGUUUCACUGAUGGGUAUUUUACUGAAGCAGCAACUUGUUCAGCACUUAAUUUUGCACGGAUCCUUUUCCUACUUUGGAUUGCUCUCGAACUGAAAACAUUUCCAGAUUUUCCCAAACGAUUAAUUACCAACUUGGCAAUUCUACUACAGUACACUGUGAUAACUGUUGCUGCUUAUUCUUCUAUUUUUGUGGAUAUCUACUAUACAUUCAGAACUGAAAUGAAAGUGGCUCUGAUCAUUGUGCUCCUUCUGCUACUUAUUCCUCUUCUGAGUCAUUUUGCUAUAGUAUGCUGUAAAGGACUACAGUAAUUAGUCCAUACAGGAUUUACAGGAUUACAGAACUCAGUGAUAUUCUA